AUGAGUCUUAAAGAGAAGGAUGUAAAAAAGUUGGUCAUGCUGGACCUUCUUCAGAUGGUUGAAGGGGAACUUAGCUCAUCCUCGGACGACGAGGAUGAGUUCCUUGAUCAGAUCUUCAACGCAGAUUCAGACAUGUUCAGAGAUUGCGUUGCUUCAAAGAGGAAAACUGGUGAUGGAAGUGGCUCUAUGCCUCCACAGAAGAUUCAGAAGGUAGUACCGCCAAGUCAAGGGAGGCAACCUGGGGGACCGAAUACACUUCCGCCAUUGACCCCCUCUUCCCUUCCUCCUUCUGCGAGCCUAACUCCUACUCACCAGGGUAGUUCGAGUGAGCUUUUUCGUGCUGUUAGCGACCUGGGCAAGGGGCUUCUUGAGGAUAUUGGCCGUGAUGCAUCGACGCUUCAAAGCCUAGACUCCUACCCUCGACUUAGUGUCGAAGUUGUCUUGAAGAGAGGACUCGCUCAAUUGAUGAAGUCACUUGUCACCAUUGGUCAUGCUCAGCUUCGAGCCGUAGAUUACAAGGAGCUGAUCAAGGUGCAGGACGAUCAACUGGUGGAGGCCAGGUCCAAGCUGGAGCAAGCAGAGAGAACUAUAGCUGAACGGGACGAGUCUCUCAAAAAGCAGGCUCAAAACAAUGCUUCCUUGACAACUCAAUUGGAGAAGCAAUCCCUUGAUAUUAAAGAGUUAGUUCGAGACAAUGAGAGGUUGAUUAGCGAGAACGAAGAGCUGAAGCAAGAAAAAGAGCUUGACUUGAUUCGCUUUGAGGAGGCCAGUUUUGACUGCUUCUAUAAGGUCUGGAAGCUGAACAAGCCUCUUAAUCUUGAUUGUUUCCCCAAGGAGGCCCAAGCAGAGGAUCUUGCCAGAUGUGAAGCAAGAGCCGCUGAAGAAGCUGCCAACCCUCCUGCACUCGCCCCAACCUGCUCUGCUAUAUCAUUUCGAGCGAGAGGAGCAGCUGAUGCAGAGGAGGGAGUCGAUCAACCCUCUAGAGGAGCUCGCCUGUGACU
This is a messenger RNA of Humulus lupulus (European hop), 1001 nucleotides long. RefSeq lists its product as uncharacterized. The record is from RefSeq and is a predicted model, not a curated record. The coding region runs from base 1 to 999 and encodes 332 amino acids. Lineage: Eukaryota; Viridiplantae; Streptophyta; Magnoliopsida; Rosales; Cannabaceae. The transcript is spliced from 4 exons.